AUGGUGUAUGGAUUGGGAUCUAAUACUGAUGGGUGUCUGGGUUUGGGUCAUAACGAGUUCGUAUAUUCACCGCAAGAAAUACCAGAAUUAUGUCAUCAAACGAUUCAGACAUUUAUUAUUGGAUAUGGAUUUGUGUUGGCUAUGAAUAAUACAAACCAUAUCUACAGUUGGGGUCACAAUAUAUGGGGACAGUUGGGUAGAGAUGUGACACCAUUUGGGGUUUAUUUAAAAGCCGAGAGAAUAUCGUAUUUCGACGACAAAGAUGUCCAAAAAAUCAGUUGUGGUUCCGAUCACUCACUGGCCCUCACAUCAAAUGGGAAGGUGUAUGGCUGGGGAUUGAAUAUAAAGGAACAGUUAGGGGUGUAUAAGAAUACGUAUGGCAUUGGAGUGGCGGUUAAAAAGAUCGACUUUACAGGCAAUGAUUAUCCUAAGGAAAAGGUUUUGAAAGAAGUGGAGAAUUUAAUAAAAGUGAAGUCACAAUAUGUGGUCCAAUAUUACGACUCAUGGACUAUAGAUAAUUGUCUUUACAUUCAAAUGGAGUUAUGUUCACAAAGUCUGCGAAAUAUUCUUGAAGUCAAAGCACAAAUCAUUCACAGAGACCUCAAACCCGAAAACAUAUUAAUCGCAAAGAAUGUAAGAAACGUUCACGACAAACGCAUUCACUACACAACAAAACAUACAGCAGAUGUCGGAGACAUUAGAUAUAUAGCGCCGGAAUCCUCAAACAUAUUCAAACACAUGGACAUUCCUAAACGCACCGGUACUUCAAUUACAGAGACUGUUGGUCUCAAUGAUUACGACAAAUUGGACGCAAAGACCGGAAUGUCGUGAAGUGUUGCAGAAGUAUAACGAGUGGUCUAUCGAUAGGGAUAUGAUAUCUGAGAAACAUUUCAAUGUAAUAGUGACUCAAUUGAAAUCACACGACAAUACAUUUUUUCUACAAUUAUUUCAACAUUGCUUUCAUAGAAAAC
This is a messenger RNA of Oppiella nova, 971 nucleotides long. Lineage: Eukaryota; Metazoa; Arthropoda; Arachnida; Sarcoptiformes; Oppiidae. The record is from the annotation of a GenBank genome assembly.